UCCAAAGAGGAGAGUCAGCCCAGACAGCAGUGGGUCACAGGGAGAUGGGCAGAGGUGGGCCAGAGGGGGCGGGGGUGGCGCAGAGAACCGGAAGGGACAAGGACUUUGGGGUGUGUGAGGAAGAAGGGAUGGGAGUACCGAUGGGAGGAGACAGGACCUUCUGCUGAACCUGCGUGCUCAGCUCGGCCGUCCCAGGGCUGCAAGGUCAGUACUCAGACAGGUGAGCAAGGGAUUAAGCGCGCCCCCAACCCAACGCCCCUUGGGGAGGCUGCCCAGGGGGGAAGACAUAUGUUGGCCUUUAGAACCUUGAAAGACCCCAGCCCCAAACUGCCUCUGAUUCGGGAGGAACUGGUGGCACUUCCUACCUCUGUGGCAUGUAUCUGGAAAAUGGGGUAGUGAGUAACCUAUGUGGUGUUAUGGCGACAAAACGACCUACCAAUGAAUUCCUCUGUUCUACCGCCAAUACAGGAGCUUCAGCCGUGGCCACAUCCACCUCUAAUGCGCUUUUGCACGCUGCUCUCAGCGACUCCCCACACUCUCAAGGCCCAGCAAGGCGGCCACUGAGUACCUCCGAAAUUUCUCCCACUCCAGAUAGUAGGGAACACAGACCUAUGACUAUCACCACCUCCCCCCACUUGAAAUCCAUUUCUGAAACGUUGCUCAAAUCGCCAAUCAAUUCCAACACCUCAACAAUCCCCAUGUCCAAGUUUGUCUUCAAGGUGGAGACCACUCCACCUACCGUGAUUGUCUAUAUGGGCACGACAGAGUGCAUCAAUCCAACGAACCUGGUAAUCACUACCACUUACCCCACCACCACCUGCAUGACACAGACCCAAGUGUCCCUCAGCAGCUCUUACACCGCCACUCCUGUGACAGAGAAGCCACGGACAACCAUUACCAGUACUUAUCCCGUGACAACUACCAGGAGAGUCACUUCAGCCGUGACCAAUUCUCCCAGUACCACCGCUCCGGGGAAAUCUCCCACAACCAUGACCCCACCCCCUUCCUUUGUCCCAACAACCCACACAACUCUAGACACUCGGAUCUCCUCUGUGACUGGUACCACGCAAAGGGCCAUCCCUACCGCUGCAAGCACCCACGCAACCCAGUCUCCGACCCCAACGCUCGUGUCCACCUCUGCUCCUACCCCUUCUCUAACUACUAGGAAAACCUUGUUAACAGCACUCAGCACCCGUGGCACCUUGAUUACAACCAUCACUUCAUUUCCAGACGUGGUCAGUACCUUUCAGACAUCCACAGCUAUCACUCAAGCACCUACUUCAAAUGAUAUAUUAACAACGCCUACAACACAAGCUGUAUCUGUCGCCACAGAAGCAUCCACUGAACUAGGUACACGGAACACAACUCCUCUGAACACCAUGAGCUCCACGAAAGCGACACUUACUUCAGUGACUGACACUGUCAAAGAAACUCUCACCACCUCAAUUACUUCAGUUUCUCCAACUAUGUCUUCAAUCACUCCUACAAACGCAAUCACUCCUGCCACAUUUACCACAUCUAAAUCCAGCCCUGUGCCCACCAGCACUGAAUCACAAGUGAUAUCUACUACCAAGGGACCACUGUCCACCACUGUAUCCACUAUAGAAAUAGGAAAGACGAGCAACACAACCCCUCAUGCUUCAUCAACCAGGAAAGCCACAUUUAUUACAACCAGUGAUGUUAGUACAGAGUCUCAAACAACAGAGAUUACUGCUGCUCCACCAAUCACAAAUUCAGACACUCCCACAAAUACAGUCAAUUAUUCGACAUCCACCACUUCUACUUCAGUGACCACCAAUACCUCGACAACAGCCACCAAUAAGUCUGAGCUUUCUCUAUCUGCCCAGAGAGGAGAAAGAGUCCUGACUAAAACAACAAACACUACCUCACUAUCACCUUCGACUGCCACAAUCCCUACUGAGGCUACAUCUACCCUUCCAUUUACAACUAGUACUGUGACCAUGACCAAAACAGGAAUAAAACCUCUAACGGACACUUCAACACGUACCACCUCGAAAACAGCAGUAUUGACCAACGCCUCAACAACAAAAAUAACCAAGACUUGUACCACAAAUAUAGUAACAACACCCACAUCAGUAAUACCACAAAGUACACCAGACAUCACAUCUUCAACCAGUUUCUCUACAGGAAGAACAAUGACACCAACCAACACUGAGUCCACAUCCUUGAGUACCACUGCUUCAUUGACCCCCACCACUGAACUCAGCUCCACACUCGCUCUUUCCAGCACCUCACCCACCCACACAAAUAUCACCCCAUCUUCCCCUCCACCUUCCCCAACCACAGAGCCAGUCUCCACUUCGACCGCAAACACUAGCCCUAUGUCCACCCUGAUCACCACCAUCCCCACUACACACCCAACUUCCGGCCCUUCAACUCCCACUACUCCUCCCACCAGGUCCACAACAGAAAUCACCACUCCCACGCACACUGAAGCUCCUGUCACCUCGAUCACAAACACUUUUACCAUUCUAGCCUCAACCACAGAAGCAGCCCAGUCUGGGACCAAAAGCGUGGCAACAGCACGCACCUCAAUAACGGCUCUCAGUACUUCAAGUGUUUCUCCCUCAACACCUUUCCCUGAAUUGAUUACUUCUACUAGUGCAAUAAGUACCCCUUUUAGUACCAUCAUCUCGUCUUCAAUACCUGAAAUAACAAUAUCAUCUCUAUCGUCCAUCAGCACAAGUUCACCGGUCUCUAUGACAAGUAAGUCUUUUCCUACCUCCUCUCAUGUCUACAGUACAGACAUCACAGGGUCUUCUGUCACUGCUUUUCCUACUUUUUCCUCAUCUGAAACUGCAAGAACUUCUCUCACCACUUCUCCCCAAAAUGGCAGCAGUCGUCUUACCCAAACCACCACCAUGUUGACUCUUUCUUCCACUACCCAAUGUCCAGACUCAGUAUCGGUUACAAUAGUGUCUGCCUCUCCCACUACACCGUGUAUAGAAGCGGGUCCAAAUCCUGAAGUUACUUCUACGCCCACCAUCCCAUUAUCAGUUUUUACCUCUACUACUGAGAGGGCCACCUGUCCCAGUUCCACCACCAGGACAACUGUGUUCCCUGCAAAACCGGACACUUCUACUUCCGUUUUCGAAACUGACCCCGCUGACAUGACUGAUGUACCUAGUCCUGUCAGCACUGGAACCACCCCCAUUAACACGGAUUUCACGAGCACACAAAGACCCACCAGUGGCACCUGGAUCAGCACCAACUUUGUAACUACCCCACGUGUGCCCGGCUCCACUAGCCUCCCAGUGACCGUGAAACCAAGUGGCAGCUUUUCAACCACCGUGAUGACUUCAAGCAAGCGGACGCACUCCACCUCACCCAUCACCAGCACUCCAGGGAUACCAGCGGCUACCACCAAGACUCUCUCCACCCUUACGUCACCCAGGACAACUUUGACCACGACUCAGAUGACCACACAGUCUAGAUUGACCACCACCCCAGGCACUUGUGACAAUGGUGGCACCUGGAUGCAGAGCCACUGCUCCUGCCCCAGCACUUUCUCUGGCUCCCACUGUGAGUUUGCUGUGGGACACAUAGAUGUGGACAAAGUGGACGCUGAAGUGGGCAUGGAGGUUUCUGUCGACAAGAAGUUCUCCCCGGACCUCAAUGACAACACUUCUAAGGCCUAUAGGGAUUUCACGGACACCUUCCGGAAUCAGAUGAAGAAGGUUUACCAAAAUGUGGAGGGGUUCAAGGAGGUGGUGAUCCUUUCUCUGAGGAAUGGCAGCAUUGUUGUGGACUACCUGGUCCAGCUGAAGUUACCCUUCAGCCUCCAGCUGGAGAGCGAGUAUGAGAAGGUGAAAGUGGCCCUGAAGGAGGAGCUCCAGACUGUCAGCCAGAAUAGCAGCUGCGGGAAGGACCAGGUCUUGUGUUUUAAGCCUGACUCCAUCAAGGUGAACAACAGCACGAGGACGGAGCUAUCCCAGGAAGCCAUCUGUCGCCGCGUUGCUGCCGUGGGCUACGAGGAUUUCUACUUCCCCUUGCUGAAAGAGAACAAGCUCCAGUGUGUCACCAAAUGCACGGCGGGCGUGGACGGCGCCAUCGACUGUCGUCAGGGCCAGUGCGUUCUGCAGAGGAGCGGUCCUUAUUGCCGCUGCUUCUCCACGGACACGCACUGGUUCUCGGGCUCGCGCUGCGAGGUGACCGUCUCCUGGAGGGCGCUUGUCGGAGGCCUGGCGGGGACCGCGGCGCUGCUGCUGCUGCUGCUGCUGGGGGUGCUGAGCGUCUUCGUCGCGCGCUCGUGGAGGAGGCGCGGCCAAGGCGGAGGCCUGUCCUGGGACGACAGCAAGUGGUUCGAGACCUGUGAUGAGAGCACCGUGAAGACUUUUUCUAACUUGGGCUUCGAGAAUGACAGAACAAAUGAAAACUUCUAUGUGGCCUUGGAGAACGUGGACACUAAUAUGACGCUGCACUUCCACAAACCUGAGGUGAACUUGACCUCACUGUGAGCCCCACGCUGCCUUCUCCACGCUGCCACGGACAGUGCAGGGAACCAUCUGCACUGCCUCUGAAGAGAUGGCUGCGGACUCCUGCGGCUCAGUCUCCUGGUUUCCUUGGGCAGCAUCAGACUUCCCCCUGACCCCUAUCCUUCUCCCAACUUGUGUGAAACCCACCUGGAGACCCAGUUCAAAUCCAGGCUCUUCCACUCUGGGACCUUGGACAAGUCAGUCACUUCUCUGAACCUCGGUUUUGUCACCUGUAA
Molecule: messenger RNA, 4732 nt
Organism: Delphinapterus leucas (beluga whale)
Lineage: Eukaryota; Metazoa; Chordata; Mammalia; Artiodactyla; Monodontidae
Source: RefSeq, a predicted model, not a curated record